Molecule: messenger RNA, 983 nt
Organism: Amblyraja radiata (thorny skate)
Lineage: Eukaryota; Metazoa; Chordata; Chondrichthyes; Rajiformes; Rajidae
Gene: mrpl43
Product: mitochondrial ribosomal protein L43
Exons: 3
Coding region: 81-527 (148 amino acids)
Biological process (GO): mitochondrial translation
Cellular component (GO): mitochondrial large ribosomal subunit
Molecular function (GO): structural constituent of ribosome
Source: RefSeq, a predicted model, not a curated record
UAAGUGACGCGGACACGCGCGGCGGAGGGUGUUAAGUGACGCACGCCGCCCUUCGUUUCCGGUCGGCGGUUGGCGGGGACAUGACGGCACGCGGCACCGCCAGCCGCUUCCUCGGCAGCGUCCUCCACAACGGCCUGGGCCGCCACCUCUGUCAGCUCAAGCGGAUCAGCAUCGUGUUCAGCCGCCGCGCCCCGGGCAGCAGGGGGGUCAGAGAGUACAUUGAAGAAGGCGUGAUCGAUUUUGCAAGGCAGAAUCCUGGGAUUGUGGUCUACGUCACUCAAAAGAAGUGCUACGUUCCAAAGCUGGUUGGGGAAUACUUGAAUGGAGCAGUGAAAGAAGAGCCUUUAAACGCCAAGACCCCACAGGAGAUUUCCCAGCUCAUUCAGAAAAUGGUCGCCGAGUCAGGUCUGGACAAAAUCCGUAUCCGCAAGCCGUUUCACACCGACAGCCCGAGCAUUCAGGGUCAAUGGAACCCCUUUGUCAACAAGCCCAGUGCCCUGAAUGUGCAAGAGUUCAAGAAAGACUGAGAGGUCCAUCCCAUCGUCGGAAACAGAGUUGACAUAUUCUGUUUUUUCCUGUUUAAAUGAAGCAAAACAUCCCUCCCUCCCCAAUGUAUUGAGCAGCAGGUGAUUGCAAAUGGGUUGUGAUGACAAGAAAACCUCCUGCCACUCCUCUGCACACUCAGGGGCAAUAUACAUACUAAACGGUACAAUUUUGGGAUGUGGGGAGCACGGAGGAAACCCACACAGUGAUGGGGGAGAUAUGUAAGUGUUACACCAACAGCACUGGAGGUCUGCAUUGAACCAGGGUCGCUAGAGCCGAAGGGCAGCAGCUCCACUGGCUGUAUCACUUUACAGGAAUAAUUGUGUAAUCAUUCAAUACUUGUUCUGAAUAGUUCAUCUAAACAUGUUUAUUUGCAUCUCAGACGCUUCACCUCCAACUCAUUAGCGCAAUGUUGUCAAUAAAUACUUUUUUUUUCAAAA